AAUGUUUUAUUCGAAUCUCUCUGGGUAAAAUCGCCUCGGCUCAUCCGAAGUGCUCUAGAAACUCUGCGGAAGUAAACAGAUAACUCACAAUGUCUAAGAUAGCCAAGGAGGAAGUCUCUUACAUAUCCCCGGUCUUAUUCCUGGACAUCAGUGGACAACCAAUACGAUUCUAUUUAAGACCUGGUCCUACUAAAACACAGCUUUAUCCAUUGAUAACAAACGGAGGCGGCACUAUGUGUCGGAAUCAAGAGCCGGGCUCCAUUUUACUGGCCGAACCUGGGACCGUGACUAUUGCCAUGGCAAACACUGGACAAACUUAUAUCUCUACUCAGUUUAUCAGAGAUUGUAUAGAGCAGAAACAACAAUUAGAUAUAGAUAGAUACACACUUACUGUCGGGCCAUCUGUCCAGACAAGGAUGGCAUCCCGCAGCCAAAGCAACGGACGGUUGGGAUAUUCGCAAGAAGAUGAUACAGCCAUAUUGAAUUUUAUGGAAAAAUGUCAUCAUGAAGCUAAAGGCAUUCGGGUUUGGAAAGAAAUGGAGAAGCGACAUGUCACAGACCAUAGCUGGCAGUCCAUGAAGGAUCGGUUUCUAAAGCACCUUCAGUAUAAGCUCUUAAAGAAAAGCCCAGCAAAAUGUCCAGACACGCCCUCUAAAAAGAAACCUCUCACAUUUAUUGACAGCUCCUCAUGUAUGGAGAAUAUCACUCGAGCCUCAUCACAGACUGAUUCUUCACAAAAGUCACCUCAGAAGUCAGUGGUUAUCUCAGAUGCUGCUGAAACGCAAAGCGCCACUGAGAACAGCUUGUGUCCAACUGUGCAGACAAAUCCCUCAGCUUCUCCUGAGAGAGUGAGUUCACCUCCAGAUGUGGUUGAGGCAGCAGGGGAAACACCACAGGCCUCAAGUAAUGAUGGCGAGCCAGAAUCUCGUGUCCAAGUUCAAGACCAGGAUAGUACUCAAGAGCAACCUCAGUCAGUCAAUGAAGGGCCUGAAAUGUCUAAAAGACCAAGAUUGGGGGAAGAUUGUGAUGGACAAGACCGUCCAGAUGGAUCAAAUGGAAAUUCCUCAUCCCUCAGUGAAACCAGACAAACAGCCUGCAAAUCCUCGACACCCACCUCUAAGAAACUUGGCAUUCUUGCAAAAGCUGCAAGAGAGUUUGAGGAAUAUGAUGUGAUGGAUGAUGAAAGUGAAGAGGACCAGGGUGCAAGUGAAGCACCAUUGACCAAGCCCUCAGACCCUCAAGAAAGUUCAGCCACCCCUGAUGAGGUUGCAAGGGAACCAGAAAGCCAAGCUGAGCACCAUGAAGCCCAAAAACGUUCACCAGAAGACUUUUGCAAUGGGGUAACACAGAUACCAGCAGAUGAAUGUUCAGGGCCCAGUAGCACAGCUGUCUGUAUAACUUCCAAUGCCCAUAACUUCAUCUUUGACUCUGAAACACAAGACCACCACAGCCAGUCAAGUCAAGAGGAAGCGCUCUCAAGGGACUUGCUAGAGGUCAAACAACACAUCAUGAGCUUGAUGGGAGAGACCAAGAAAGAUGUUGUUGAGGUGACCAAGUCGCUGUUGAAAGCCAGUGGUGACCUCACAAAAGCUAAGUUGUAUCUACUUGAGGGAUAUGACAAUGAGAUUCACGGGCCCCUUUGGACCCGUCUAGAUGAUGAGAUACUCUUGUUAGGUGAUCCAUGUGAACUUGAGCAGCUUCAGUUGAAGUACGGAGAAGAGGAUGUGACCAGGAGGAAAGCCUUUCUCAAGACUGUUGUUAACUGAGAGGAUUUGUUUGGUUUGAUGGGCAAAUGUAACUUGUCACACAAUUUUGUAACCUCAGUUUGAUGUUUUUAGCUUAAUUUUACAUUGAAAGUUUUAAAUAAGUACUGUGCCUACAGUAAAUGUUAAAUAUAAAAUAAAGUAUUUUUUAUAACUGUG
Myxocyprinus asiaticus (Chinese sucker) is the source of this 1922-nucleotide messenger RNA. RefSeq names its product telomeric repeat-binding factor 2-interacting protein 1-like. Gene Ontology annotation, biological process: telomere maintenance via telomere lengthening; regulation of DNA-templated transcription. Bases 90 to 1766 code for a protein of 558 amino acids. Gene Ontology annotation, molecular function: telomeric repeat DNA binding. The record is from RefSeq and is a predicted model, not a curated record. Gene Ontology annotation, cellular component: shelterin complex. NCBI's taxonomy places the organism in Eukaryota, Metazoa, Chordata, Actinopteri, Cypriniformes, Catostomidae. The transcript has 4 exons.